Molecule: messenger RNA, 1098 nt
Organism: Effrenium voratum
Lineage: Eukaryota; Dinophyceae; Suessiales; Symbiodiniaceae
Source: the annotation of a GenBank genome assembly
AUGGCCAGCUCUGAGUACAAGCACUCGAUCCUCUGGCGCGGGGAGGACCCGACCAAGAUCAAGUUCAAGCCAGCCUAUGACGGCACUAAGAAGGUCGCGAGGUAUCGAAAAGGCCAGAUCCCGGAAUGGGCGGACGAGACCAAGAAGCCCGAAAAGAAAGGCCGCGAGAAGAGGGAGGAGGAGGCGGACCUGAAACAGGCGGCCAAGCGGCGGCGACAGGCCGCUGCGGCCGCGGUGCUCGAGGCAGAAGGCGAACGAGUUCGUGCCUCCGAUGGCGCCUCCAGCCGCCUGGCGCGGCUACAGCGCUCCGCUGAGAAGGCGGAAACUGGCACAGAGAGGCUGCUGCGACAUCGCCGCGUCGAGGCCGCCGUGAUCCUCGAGGCGGACAAAGAUGAGAAGGAGGAGGCGGAGGCGAAGAAGGAGGUCUUGAAGGAGGAAUUGGACGUAGACCUCAAGCCCACCGUGGCUGAGGUGAACGUAGACCAGAUGGGCUCGGAUGACGAGGAUCUCGACAUCCGGCAAGUGCGCCGGGAGAGGAUCCGGGAGCAAGCCCUGAUGAAGCGGAAGAUCGAGGAGGACGUGCUGAAGGCAGAGAUCGAAGAGGAGCAAGAGGAAAUCCCGGAGGAGAGCGAAUAUGACUCCGAGUCCGAGGACGAUGCGAGGCGCGGCCCGCUCAUGAAGCCCGUCUUUGUGUCCAAGGUGAACCGCGAGACAGUCCGGGAGAAGGAGCUUCUCGAGAAGGAAGAAGAGGACGCCCGCCGGAAGAAGGAGGUUCGAGCGCUGGAGCGGAAGGCGGAGUCCAAGGUCUUGCUCAUCGACAAGAUCCAGGAAGAGGCGGAGGCGGCGCGCUCAGCAGAGGACCAGGACGACCGCUCGGACGUGGAGCUGAUGGACGACGACGACGAGAAGAACGAAGCGGAAGAGUACGAGUUAUGGAAGAUUCGCGAGUUGAAGCGAAUCAAGAGAGACAAAGAGGAGCGCCUCGAGAGGCAGAGGGAGAUCGAGUUCGUCCUCAAGCGCCGGCAAAUGACGGACGAAGAGCGGGCCAAAGACGACGCCAGGAGCUGGAUGCGGCGAACCCAAAGAGGGCAGACGUGA